AUGACCAAUAAUACACUGAAGCAGCUUGUGAAAUAUCAUCCGAAUCACCCAGAGCCAACACUUGUUGUCGAGCCUUUCGGUUUUAUUAAAGAUAUUAAAUAUGUUGAUCUAGAUCCAGUUAAUCAUCAGAACUGGAGAAAUGAAGUGGAAAUGAAAGAAGCUAGAUAUGCUGACGAGCUGAAAAUUCUUAAAGAUUUCAAAACUACUAAGAAUGAGUGGUAUGUAAAAGAAACUGGAAGAAGACGUAGAAUGGCAACUCCUAUUGUUCGUGAAGGUGAAGGAUCUUCUUCGCAACCUAAGAAGAAACAAAAGAAAGCUGCUCAAACAUUGUUAAUAGAUGAACCUGAAGAAGAUAAUCCUGUGGUUUCUGUUGAGAAAGAACAAGUUGUAACUGCUAAAGACGAUCCAUUUAAUGUUGAUCAAUUGUUUGAUGCAGAUGUUUUGGAAACAGGGCCAGAAAUUGUUGCUGAUGUUAAUAAAGUGGUAAAUGUUGAAAGUCAGAAAGAGAAAGAGAAGAUUGUUGAAGAUGUUGAGGUAGAUGAUGUGAACAAAGAUACUUCAAGUUCAUCAAGUUCUUCAGAUGAUGGUAUUGAUGAGAUUGAAAGUCGAAAAAGAAUUCAAGAGGAGAUAGAAAAAGAGAAGCUGUUAAGAAAGAGAAAGAGACAGGAAAAGGACGAUGAUGAUGUUUAUGUGCCUUCUCCAGAACAUGUCUCAGGAUCACAAUCUCCUCCUGGUGGGAGAAAGAAAGCUGGAGCUCGUAAGAAAGUUGUUUCUCCAAAGUUACGCAAAGAUAAUCUUUUAGAUGUUGGAGAUUUUGAUUUUGCCAACACUUCACAAGUCAGAAAUGUUGAAAAGAAAGUUGAAGAAGUUGUUGCUGAGAACAAGAGGCUAGCAGCUGAAAACAAGAAAGUGUCUGACCGUGAAAAGAAUCUAGAGAUGAGAGUAAAGAAGCUGGAGAUGGAAAACAAAGAGUUGGUGAAAAGGAUUGACUCUGAUCAAUCAGAAAUAGACAUUUUGAAGGUUAGAAUUGCUGAACUUGAAGAAGAGAAGACAAGACGUGAUGAACAGAAUGAAUACUUUAAGUUGAAGAACAAAGAAUUUGAAGUAGCUAAAGCACUAAGAGAUCACGAGUUCUAUACGCUGAACAAAGUUGUUGAAAGCAUGCUUGGAACAUCGGUAGAACAAAAGUUUGAAAAGCUGCAGAAUUGA
Molecule: messenger RNA, 1209 nt
Organism: Helianthus annuus (common sunflower)
Lineage: Eukaryota; Viridiplantae; Streptophyta; Magnoliopsida; Asterales; Asteraceae
Exons: 3
Coding region: 1-1209 (402 amino acids)
Source: RefSeq, a predicted model, not a curated record